Messenger RNA from Trematomus bernacchii (emerald rockcod), 4957 nucleotides. It is a transcript of the gene tcf3a, whose product is annotated as transcription factor 3a. The record is from RefSeq and is a predicted model, not a curated record. NCBI's taxonomy places the organism in Eukaryota, Metazoa, Chordata, Actinopteri, Perciformes, Nototheniidae. The transcript has 20 exons. Bases 499 to 2355 code for a protein of 618 amino acids. Gene Ontology annotation, molecular function: RNA polymerase II cis-regulatory region sequence-specific DNA binding; DNA-binding transcription factor activity, RNA polymerase II-specific; protein dimerization activity. Gene Ontology annotation, biological process: regulation of transcription by RNA polymerase II. Gene Ontology annotation, cellular component: transcription regulator complex.
CAUAAAACAGUGACAUUUUGCAUUUUGAACAAAAUCAACGCGUCUUUACACAGGUUCUCGAAACCUGCUUCGUUUUAACCAAGAUUGGACAUCGCUGAUGUUUCAGCGUCCAUGUCCCCCCGUAGGCUGUGCUGCGGAGUGAUAUUCACUUCAUUGGAACCGACAAUGUGGAGGCUGUUAAAAUGUCUACUUGGAAAAUGAAAUGGUUACAUUUGCUCUUACAAUAAGGAAACGGAGCCGUUUAAGAGUUAUGGUUCGUGUUAAAAACGUGUUUUUAGUUUCGUGACGAAGACGUCAACCAGACGAGGCGACGGAGGAGUGGUUCAUAUUGUCUUUCUUCAUUUUCAUCAAGCCCACAGUCCGGACCACGGGGGGAAGGAUCCUAUCCCUAACUUUGUUUUUCUCUCUACUGCGGCCGUCGAUUUCUCCCUGUUGGAUGCCAUAUAACUGUCCAGUUGCUUGCUGAGACUGAAACGGCCAAGUGAACAGCGGCAGAGAAUGGCUGCAGUGGAAACAGACAAGGAGCUCAACGACUUGCUGGAUUUUAGCGCGAUGUUUGAGCCUCCAGUAUCAAACGGGAAGAACCGUCCAACUACUCUCGCCAGCAGUCAGUUUGGAGGUUCAGGUAUAGAUGAGAGGAGUGGAUCCGGUCCCUGGGGGCCCGGAGAACAGAACAGUCCAUCUUUCAACCAAGGAAGGGGUUAUGGAGAACAAGGCCUCUACAGUGAGCAGGAGGGCAUUGCGCCCGCCCCCAUGUAUGGAUCAGGGAUUGUUGGAAAGCCUGAGCGAGGACCUUACUCGUCAUUUGCACCACAGCCGGGCUUUAUGCCCAGUGAAAUGCCCAUGCCCAGUCCUGAUGCCCUCUCCCCGUCUGGCAUGAAGUCCAACUCCCAGUUUUAUUCCUCAUAUGAGGGAAGCAACUCUCGUAGGAGACCCUCACAGGAGCCCAUUGGCACACAGCCAAAAAAGAUCAGGAAGGUGCCCCCUGGCCUGCCCUCCUCGGUUUAUGCAUCGGCCUCAGGAGAGGAGUUUACCAGGGACAACGCUGGCUACCCAGCCCCGAAGGCAGGAAAUGUCUACCCACCACCAUUCUACAUGCAAGGCCUUCACCCGCCCUCUGAUCCAUGGGGCACUGCCAGGUCGAUGGUUCAGCCUGGAUAUACUACCAUGCUGGGCAACCCCCCCCAUCUGAGCCAGCAUGCUCCCUUCACUGCCAUCAACCCCCAAGACAGACUGAAACGGCAGCCAAUGCCCCUCUCUCCCCAGAACUACCCCAUGCAUGGCGGGGAGGUGAACGGGGCGCAUCCUGCGGGCUUCCACUCAGGCCCCAGCAGCUUCGGAGUCCCCAGCCACACCCCCCCUAUGGCUGACCCCAUUAUGGCAAAUCGAGGAACAGUACCAGGAAGUUCAGGGGAUGAGAUUGGAAAAGCCCUAGCAUCUAUCUAUCCCUCCGAUCCUCACAGUAACACCUACCCUCCGUCUCCGUCCACUCCUGCUGGCUCUCCCCAGGCUGUCUCAGGCUCUGCAUCCCAGUGGACUCGGUCCUCUGGCCAGGCCACACCUUCACCCAACUUUGACAGUGGACUUCAGUCCAUGCCCAAUAAAAUGGAGGACCGUCUGGACGAAGCCCUCAAUGUUCUUCAGCGUCACGCCAGCGGACAAGGAGGGCCAGGCCUGGCUGAGAUGCACAGUCUGCUGGCGUCAGGCUUAGGGUUACCUCCUGCCUUCACCAGCGCAGCACUCGGAUUGGCCAGCCGCCUGCCUGGACUGAUGUCCAGCCUCCAUGAGGACUCUGCUGGUCUGCCCUCUAGUGGAGGCCUGAUGCACGGGGGUCACCACGGCCCCGCGUCAGGCCCGCCGGGCUCUCAGCCUGAAGGCUUCACCGUAUCUUUGUUAUUGAAUGCCUGUGCAGGCCUGUCCGGGAGCCUCAAUCGCUCCAGUGGGUCUGAUAUAAAACGAGAGGACAAGGAGGACGAUGAAAACUGCUCAAUCACCGACAGUUUGGAUGAUGAGGAAGACGAUGAAGAUCUUCCAGUGGAGGUUAAGGCUGAGCGGGAGAAAGUGAGGAGGAUGGCAAACAACACCCGUGAGCGGCUACGUGUGCGGGACAUCAACGAGGCUUUUAAGGAGCUGGGACGCAUGUGUCAGCUCCAUAUGAGCCACGAGAAACCGCAGACCAAAUUGAUCGUACUGCAACAGGCCGUUAACGUUAUACUCAACCUGGAGCAGCAAGUCCGAGAGCGUAAUUUGAACCCAAAGGCUGCCUGCCUCAAGAGGAGAGAGGAGGAAAAAGUUUCAGGCGUGGACCCCUCCAUGCAGCUUGGUGGGGGUCAUAUGGGAGACGGACAUAUGUAAUUCCUAGUUCCUGUUGAUUGUGCAGCCCUUAGAACACGUGGCCUUAAUCUAUCAUUGUCAUGCAUCUCAGUGUGUGUUAAUCAACUUUUGGAAAGCACACACGCACACACACCUCAUUACUGACAAAGCAGGUGGCCACAUUCCUGACUAUGAAUUCAAAAGUAACAAGCACACUCUUACAGGAGGGAAAUGUAUUAAUCUUAACACGACAUCACUUUGAACCGAGGACACCGGUUUGGAGACAGUGGAAAUUGGACAUAAGGACUUUCUUAUGAUCAUGUUUUUGUAAGACAUUUUGAAAUAUUGCUUUACAUGUUGGGAGCAAAACUUGUUUGGAUCAAAUGAAACUUUUUGGAUCAACCGCUUCUGUGAGCAGAGUUAGGAUUUGUAUUGUUGGAUGAUUAUUGGCAUUCCCAUCUGAAAAGCAGGUCUUACAUUCUUCACCGGCAAAGAGGGACACCCGGGUUUAAAUCUUAUGAUUCAACGAAACCUGUAGAAACGUGCCCAAGAGAGGCCUAAUGCGUAGUGUAUGAUUAAGAUAAAAUGGCCAUCAAUAUUAUCUUGUCAUGUGAUGACUGAACUACGCAGGCAGGUUUGAAGACAUCCAGCGAAUAACCGGGCAAUCAGAGGGCUGACGCAUCCUUUUUUUAUUUUUGGUAUGCUGGUAUAUCUGGAUGUUUUUUCUUUUUUCUUUCUUAGGCUCAAAAGAGUGCAAUUUUUUGAUUAAUUUCAACUGUGGAUCCCUGAGUUUUAUCUCUUAAAGUCCUGUACAUCUGUUACGGUCACUGCCAUGCAAGUGGAGCAGAAAGACUGCCGGCGAGACACCGUCCACCGACUCAAACACGAGCAAAGACUCGAGAUACAAAUCCAGGAACGACAAAGGAUGAAUCCAUUGUGCACAGCGGGUACAGAUGUCCUCCUCCCGGCUCAGAUCACAACCGUCAGGAAGUCAGUCAUUCUCUGCCUGCCCCGGUCAAUCACACCUGAAGACUCUGUUCCAGCAUGGUGAACUUACUAAACUUAAGUCUAGGAGCAACUUUUAUUAUGGUAAAUCACAUGUUGCUUCAAGACGGAGAUCAUUGAGUAUUGAAAGGGAUCAUGAGUGUUCCUGCUACCCUGUAGAGAAUUUACUCACCAUUUAUGGAAUUGUUUUGCUGUGUGUUGAGCAUUUGGUGUUUUGUUUUUUCCCCUUUUUGAACAAUUGCAAAGCCUGUUGUAAGGAUCUUCCUUUUUUGUAGAACUGAUUUAUCAUUGUUUUUUUAUCGUUUUAUUUUUUACUUUGUAAGAUAGUUGUAUGAGUUUUGUUUUUAUCCUUUUGGAAUGCUCUUUCUUUUUUUGUUUACAUUGUUUAAAUGUAAGACGACUCUCAAUUUAGAUUCCAGGAACAAAGUGAGGUGUUUUCUUUUGUGCCAGGUGCUUAGAAACGUUAGAAAUGACAAACCUAUCUGGCUGUAACAUCACAUGUUGUGAUAUUGCUCUCUUUAAAAAAUGAAAAGAAAAAAAAAAUGAAUAGAAAAAUGCAUGUGUCAACACAACCCUGUCAGGCCAGUUGUAAUUGGAUUGUUCUGGUGUUUGCGACAGUUUUUCUUUAAUGAAACAAUAUUUUCUUCAGCACACCCCCCUCUCCUCUCCCUGAUGUCCAGCUCUCUGAAGAGCUUGUUGAUAAGUUUGAGGAAGGGGCAGUAGGGGCGGUCUGCACAAUCUGCAACAUAAUUCACUGUUUCAUUAUGAAAUGAAGCAUAAAAUGAAUCAAAAGGGUGGCCUUAGUCAUUUUCCUGACUUUGGGAGUUUUGAUAAUGGUUACUCACCAGUGCCUGAAUACUUCUCUGCUACAUGGUGGAUGACGUUGCAUUUGAGGAUUUAUAGGUUGUACCUUUUUAUAAUACAGAUGUAUAAAAACAUAUAUACUUCAGUUACAUCUGACAGUGUCUCAGAACAUCUAAAUGAAGAAGCACACUAGUGGACGCUGACCGCCUCAGUGUCGCUAUGUUAUUAAACGUAAGAUGACUAAUAACAUGGUCUUCAAAUUAGACACUGAAAACUACUUAAAAUGCUUCAUCUUUUAUGUACUGAUUUUGUUAAAUAUAAUUUUGUCCUUGACUGGCAUGUGCAUUGAUAUGUAUGUACAGCUGUAUGAUAUGUCAGCUUUAUCAUUGUAAGCUGAUACUUAUAUGUAACAGUAUUUGGUUUUUUGUACCUGUCAUUUUAUCACAAAUCUUACCCCCACGGACUAGCCCCAAACAUUAUUUUCUUUGUCAGUUACUCUAACCUUUCUGAAGAAAAAAUGUGGUGUUGUUGUGAUAUGAAAAAUCUCUAUUGAAGACUUGUACUUUUAUUUCUUUACAUGAAAGAUAGGUCUGCAGUAUCCGAGGAUCAAAACAUGCACCUGAUAUUCUUCGUUAACAGACCCUUUCUGUCCUCCACAACAGAUGACCUGCUACAAAUCUCUCUGUCUUCACUCAUGUUUGGGGACAACAUCUAUGUAGGCUAUGUCCUCAAAGUGCCUCCAGUUUCCUAUUUUUUAUAUAUAAAGUAGAUAUAGAGAACUGUUGUGUAUAUAACAGUAAUGUAGCAAUAAAUGUGCCAUUUUUAAUAACAAAUA